UUGCGCCUGCUGCGCCCCCCACCCCCUCCUGGCACAGCUCGUCCGCCCUCGCUGCAGCCGGGAGGAGGCGACGGCCCGUGCACCGCAGGCCCCGCCCGCCCACGGCCCUUCCCGGGAGGCCGGGAGACCUGCUCCGCCCGGCCCUCGGUGGGUGAGUGCGAGCGGCGGGUGGGGCCUCCGCGGGCGGAGGCGCCGGGAACGGGGGCGACGCCUGUCAUCGCUCUAGGCCCAGCGGGAGGACGCGCCAACAUCCCCGCUGCUGUGCUGGGCCCGGGGCGUGCCCGCCGCUGCUCCCACCUCUGGGCCCGGCUGAGGCCGCCCUGGGGCCCUCUUCCUCGGCAUUGCGGGGCCUGGUGGGCAGAGCCGCGGAGGGGGCUUCUUUUCCCCGAGGGCAGCGUCUUGGGGCCCGGCCGCUGGCUGACCCGCAGCGGCUCCGGCCAUGCCUGGCUGGCCCUGGGGGCUGCUGCUGACGGCAGGCACGCUCUUCGCCGCCCUGAGCCCUGGGCCGCCGGCGCCCGCCGACCCCUGCCAGGAUGAGGGGGGCGCGCCCCGCAGCUGCGUGCCAGGCCUGGUGAACGCCGCCCUGGGCCGCGAGGUGCUGGCUUCCAGCACGUGCGGGCGGCCGGCCACUCGGGCCUGCGACGCCUCCGACCCGCGACGGGCACAUCCCCCCGCCCUCCUGACUUCCCCAGGGGGCACGGCCAGCCCUCUGUGCUGGCGCUCGGAGUCGCUGCCUCGGGCACCCCUCAACGUGACUCUCACGGUGCCCCUGGGCAAGGCUUUUGAGCUGGUCUUCGUGAGCCUGCGCUUCUGCUCAGCUCCCCCAGCCUCCGUGGCCCUGCUCAAGUCUCAGGACCAUGGCCGCAGCUGGGCCCCGCUGGGCUUCUUCUCCUCCCACUGUGACCUGGACUAUGGCCGUCUGCCGGCCCCUGCCGACGGCCCAGCUGGCCCAGGGCCUGAGGCCCUGUGCUUCCCCGCACCCCAAGCCCAGCCUGAUGGCAGCGGCCUUCUGGCCUUCAGCAUGCAGGACAGCAGCCCCCCAGGCCUGGACCUGGACAGCAGCCCAGUGCUCCAAGACUGGGUGACCGCCACCGACGUCCGUGUAGUGCUCACAAGGCCUAGCGCGGCGGGUGACCCCAGGGACACGGAGGCCGUCGUCCCUUACUCCUACGCAGCCACCGACCUCCAGGUGGGCGGGCGCUGCAAGUGCAAUGGACAUGCCUCACGGUGCCUGCUGGACACACGGGGCCACCCGAUCUGCGACUGUCGGCACGGCACCGAGGGCCCUGACUGCGGACGCUGCAAGCCCUUCUACUGCGACAGGCCAUGGCAGCGGGCCACUGCCCGGGAAUCCCACGCCUGCCUCGCUUGCUCCUGCAACGGCCAUGCCCGCCGCUGCCGCUUCAACAUGGAGCUGUACCGACUGUCCGGCCGCCGCAGCGGGGGUGUCUGUCUCAACUGCCGGCACAACACCGCCGGCCGCCACUGCCACUACUGCCGGGAGGGCUUCUAUCGAGACCCUGGCCGUGCCCUGAGUGACCGUCGGGCUUGCAGGGCCUGCGACUGUCACCCCGUUGGUGCUGCUGGCAAGACCUGCAACCAGACCACAGGCCAGUGUCCCUGCAAGGAUGGUGUCACUGGCCUCACCUGCAACCGAUGCGCACCUGGCUUCCAGCAAAGCCGCUCCCCAGUGGCGCCCUGUGUUAAGACCCCUAUCCCUGGACCCACUGAGGACAGCAGCCCUGUGCAGCCCCAGGACUGUGACUCGCACUGCAAACCUGCCCGUGGCAGCUACCGCAUCAGCCUAAAGAAGUUCUGCAAGAAGGACUAUGCGGUGCAGGUGGCGGUGGGCGCGCGCGGCGAGGCGCGCGGCGCGUGGACACGCUUCCCGGUGGCGGUGCUCGCCGUGUUCCGGAGCGGAGAGGAGCGCGCGCGGCGCGGGAGUAGCGCGCUGUGGGUGCCCGCCGGGGAUGCGGCCUGCGGCUGCCCGCGCCUGCUCCCCGGCCGCCGCUACCUCCUGCUGGGGGGCGGGCCUGGAGCCGCGGCGGGGGGCCGGGGGCCUGGGCUCAUCGCCGCCCGCGGAAGCCUCGUGCUGCCCUGGAGGGACGCGUGGACGCGGCGCCUGCGGAGGCUGCAGCGACGCGAGCGGCGGGGACGCUGCAACUCCGCCUGAGCCCGCCGGCUGGGCGGGGCGGGCGCUGCUCCCACAUC
Molecule: messenger RNA, 2211 nt
Organism: Symphalangus syndactylus (siamang)
Lineage: Eukaryota; Metazoa; Chordata; Mammalia; Primates; Hylobatidae
Gene: NTN3
Product: netrin 3
Biological process (GO): dendrite development; animal organ morphogenesis; tissue development
Cellular component (GO): basement membrane
Molecular function (GO): protein binding
Source: RefSeq, a predicted model, not a curated record